Molecule: messenger RNA, 766 nt
Organism: Lasiosphaeria miniovina
Lineage: Eukaryota; Fungi; Ascomycota; Sordariomycetes; Sordariales; Lasiosphaeriaceae
Exons: 1
Coding region: 181-714 (177 amino acids)
Source: RefSeq, a predicted model, not a curated record
GCUCUUUCUCUUCAAUACCCGGCACCCAUUGGAAAUGAAGAAGGAAAACUUCAAGUGCCCAAUUCUCUCCCCGUGUCUCUCCCUCAGGAAACGAUGAAGUGUUCUUAAACAGGGUGUACAGGAGGUGGAUGUGUCACUGCACCUCCCCAACAAGGAGUGUAUGCACGCGGUCAGAUAAAAAUGAACACACUCCCGCCUUCGAGUAUGUCUUCCCGGUCUCAAGCGGCGUCUGUCUGUCUUGUCCUCUGCCGUUGCCUUUUUACGUGUCUUGGCAACAAGCUAGGUUGUUUAGGGGGCUUGGCAUGCUCGCAGCGCUUUCAGUCAAUUCUUCAACACGAGGAAAGCCAAGCAAAUGCCAAGACUUCAAGUUACCUCGUUCAAAAUGCACCCGCGCCGCCGGCAGACGGGAAAUGGAGGGAGAGGGAGGGGGCAAGCAAACCCUUUCGAAAAUCCAAGAAGCUCAAAACAAUGGCAGAUCUCUCCUCUCCAAAAUGGGUGGGCGGGUUCCAACAUUUAAGACAUGACCUGGCGACUUCAAAACAUGCACGUUCGGCCUCGGAGUGCGACAAAUUAUGUCACUCAGGACUUGAGACUGGAACACCAAAACUACGUCUCAGCUUUUUCCUUGGAGUGUGCCGCGCAAAAGAAAAUCACACCACUGGCGGUCGUUCCCCAGCCCACAACCAACCAUUUGGCUGGGUCUUUUCAUAUUGAAAAGACGAACACGAGUAACCAGCAAUGGGAUGCCCCCCUUGCCUCAUGUGGU